UGUUGUUAUCUAUUUAUAGGAGAUGUUGUUGAAGAACGUCAUAAUCUUUUCUAAGUCUCAUGCUGACAAGAACAUGGAAGACAUAACCGACACCCUGCUGUACCACGUCGUACCCGGUUUGGUAAAGACCAACAUGAUGAGUAAUGAUGACGUCAUCACAACUGCCAGUCCACUCAAGUCUACCAUUCGCGUUAACACCUAUUACAAUCCGUCAAAGGUGGUGACAGCCAACUGUGUCCGAGUGAAAUCUGCUGAUCACCAGACAAAGAACGGUGUGGUUCACAUAGUCGAGAAGCUUUUGGAGCCCGUAACAGACACGCUGCUGGAAUACAUCAAGACUAACCCAGAUCUGAGCGACUUCAGUAAAGGUGAGCCUCGAACUUGCUCUCUUGUUUUAUAUUCUCCGAGGUCCACUCUGUCUUUCAUCAUUUCGAGGCCGAUGAUGACCUAAGUACCCGUUGACUAC
Molecule: messenger RNA, 466 nt
Organism: Octopus bimaculoides (California two-spot octopus)
Lineage: Eukaryota; Metazoa; Mollusca; Cephalopoda; Octopoda; Octopodidae
Product: transforming growth factor-beta-induced protein ig-h3
Biological process (GO): cell adhesion; extracellular matrix organization
Cellular component (GO): extracellular matrix
Molecular function (GO): cell adhesion molecule binding
Source: RefSeq, a predicted model, not a curated record